This is a messenger RNA of Syzygium oleosum, 937 nucleotides long. RefSeq names its product deSI-like protein At4g17486. Gene Ontology annotation, biological process: protein deubiquitination. Lineage: Eukaryota; Viridiplantae; Streptophyta; Magnoliopsida; Myrtales; Myrtaceae. The coding region runs from base 46 to 690 and encodes 214 amino acids. The record is from RefSeq and is a predicted model, not a curated record. Gene Ontology annotation, molecular function: deubiquitinase activity. The transcript is spliced from 4 exons.
GGUUGGUUUGUGCGCGCGCCCCCCCGCGAUUCCGGUGGGAAAGAGAUGGGGGCGCACCACGCCUCCGUGACGAGAACCGAAUGGGAGACUCAGGUGGUUGUCAACGUGUACGAUCUCACCCCCGCGAAUAGUUACACCGCCUGGUGCGGUCUGGGCAUCUUCCAUUCCGGCAUUGAAGUGCAUGGUAAGGAAUAUGGCUUUGGAGCACACGACUUUCCAGCUAGUGGAGUAUUCGAAGUGGAACCACGGAGCUGCCCAGGAUUCAUAUACCGGUGUUCUAUUUCGCUGGGCCACAUAAAUAUCCCUCCCUCGGACUUCCGGCUCUUCAUCGAGCAUAUGGCUUCUGAAUAUCAUGGGGAUACAUAUCAUCUUAUAUCCAAGAAUUGCAACCACUUUACUAGUGAUGUCGCUUUUAGAUUGACAGGCAAAACAAUCCCAGGGUGGGUGAACAGGCUGGCCCGGCUCGGUUCUCUGUGUAGUUGCAUUCUUCCAGAAAGCCUUCAAGUCACUACUGUUAAGCAGCUCCCUGAGUAUCACGACUUUUCCGAGGAAGAUGGUACUGAAUCUGUAUCGACUAUGACUCCUCGCGAUUCUACCGAGAUGGACGACACCGAUCAGGAGAAGCACUUGUUGUCGGCUCGGGAAGCGGCUGGAGAAUUGGCUUUUAUUAAAGAGCCAGAGAAAAAUUGAACUUAGGUAGAAAACAAGUAUGCUUGCAGCAACAGGAAGUGUCGUUUGCCCAUCAUUGCAUUUUCCCAUAUCUCCUAGUCUAUGCUUGAUCACCACAAUUCAAACAAUGUAAUUGUUCCUUCGCGGAUCCUCAUCAUUCUUUUCCUAUAUUGUGGUGCUUUUCGAUGUAAUAUCUUCACACUCCAUAUUAUGCACGGGACGAUUGAGUCCGCUGUAAAUGAGUAUUCAUUUGACCUGUUUCCACUUA